AUGUCAAACUUGACAGCCGCACAGACCCACAAAACGACAUGGCGUCAUUCCUCCCCAACGCAGCCAGCACCAGCCAUCGAGAAGCACCAACCAGCCAUCACGACGACGACGACCAUGGCCAGCACCACCGCGCACGCGUCUGUGCCUGGGUUCUACCCGAGCAAGCCGCGCUAUGACCAGACCACGUUCGCGGGCCGGUUCAAGCACUUUAUGGACAUCGCUGAUCCGCGAUGCCUCGCACCGGGGCUGUUCUUUGGCAUGCCACUGAACAAGAGCCGCGAGCUGAUGCAGCAGUACAAGGCCAACAGGCUGCCGACCGGCGUCAACGCAGACACCAUGUGGCUGGCCAAGAAGGUCCACGACUCCGCCAUCCACCCAGACACGGGCGAGGUGAUUCUGCAGCCCUUCCGCAUGUCCGGAUUUGCCGUCUACGGCACACCCAUCGUCGUGGCCAUGCUGCUGCCAAACCCGACGUUGGCCAGGACCAUCAUCUUCCAGGCCCUCAACCAGACCCACAACGCCUGCGUCAACUACAGCAACAGAAACGCCAGCCAGCCCACAAAGGUGUCCGAUCUCGUGACGGGGUAUCUUGGCGCCGUCGCCUCCAGCGUCAGCAUCGCCGUCGGCCUCAACCAGGCCGUGGCUCGCGCCAACAUCUCCGCCUCUGCCCGCACCGUGCUCUCCCGCUUCGUGCCGUACCCGGCCGUCGCAACGGCGUCCACGUGCAACAUGCUGCUCAUGCGGCGCUCCGAGCUCAAGACAGGCAUCACCGUCAAGGAUCACGAGGGCAACGUGCGCGGCGUGUCCAAGGAGGCGGCCAAGAGCGCCAUCUUCCAGACCAUGCUCACGCGCAUCGUGCUCCCUGCCCCGCUCCUCGUCAUCCCGCCCGCCCUGAUGAUGGUCGUGCAGAAGACGCCGCUGCUCAAGCGCUUCCCGCGCCUGGCCAUUCCCGUGGAAAGCCUCAUUUGCGUGUCCGCGUUUGUCUUCGGCCUGCCGUUUGCCAUCAGCCUCUUCCCGCAGGAAGGGUCCAUCGACGCAGCCAGCGCCGAGGCAGACUUCCACAACCUGCGUGACAGCGAGGGCAGGCAGGUCACCACCCUCUACUACAACAAGGGCCUCUGA
Messenger RNA from Salpingoeca rosetta, 1122 nucleotides. Its product is annotated as tricarboxylate carrier. Gene Ontology annotation, cellular component: mitochondrial inner membrane. The record is from RefSeq and is a predicted model, not a curated record. Lineage: Eukaryota; Choanoflagellata; Craspedida; Salpingoecidae. Gene Ontology annotation, biological process: mitochondrial transmembrane transport; monoatomic ion transport. The transcript is spliced from 2 exons. The coding region runs from base 1 to 1122 and encodes 373 amino acids. Gene Ontology annotation, molecular function: monoatomic ion transmembrane transporter activity.